AUGCUGUAUCCUCGGGGUCUACUAGCAAAAUCAACAGUUCUGCGUGUGUGGCAGCGGCAGGGAGCCCGUGGACGAUUCUUGAGGUCCCUCUGCGUUCUUAUCUUCAUAGCUGUCGCCGGCAGUCUCUACCACCUUUGGGCUCACAAGACGACACCGAAAAAGAUCGUUGUCAGACUCGGCUCGCCGCAAACCCACCCUAUUGACGACCUCAUCACGAAUGCCACGGCUACAUUACACUCGCUGCUGUCGAGACAGACAACAACCUUGACUGAAGCCGCCAGUGCGUACCGUGAACGACGAGGGCGGCACCCUCCGCCUGGCUUCGACGUUUGGCACGCAUUUGCAAACGCGCACGAUGCGUUGCUGGUUGAAGACUUUUUUGAUCGGAUCUACGAUGACCUGAAUCCGUUUUGGAGUAUAUCUGCAACGCAGAUACGCCAGCAAGCCAGACAAAUGCCCAAUAAGAUCGUGGUGCGGAAUAAAAAGGUGCAGACCAAGAAAGGUGAUCGCAAGAGGCUGGACCAGUGGAUCGAUAUGGUAAAGAAGAUCCAGGAUAAACUGCCUGAUUUAGACAUGCCUCUGAACAUGCUGGAUGAGCCACGGGUUGCAGUACCUUGGGAGAAUAUAUCAAAUUAUAUCGAGAGCGCGUCGGCAGUGCGUCGGCAGCAGCCUGCGCACGAGGUCCUAAAGAGCUUCACUUCUCUGGACAUCGACGGCGAGACAAUCGAGCACGAUGAGUCUAAAUUCUCUGAGGAGCGCCCGUACUGGGAUUUGGUCCGCGCUGGUUGCGCUCCUGAUGCGCCUUCCUGGAACGUUUCGGUACUUGAGAACUUGUCGACGCCUCUUGGAGCCUGUCCAGAGAAUGAAUGUAAUAACAGCUCGGUACCAUUUACGUACGACGGGUUCGUAUCGAACUGGACGCGAGCGAAAGAUCCAUGCCUGCAACCAGGUCUUGUGUCCUCACACGGUGCUUUGAUUGCCCCUUUGAGUCAGUCUACGAGCCAGACAUUGAUACCUAUGUUCAGCUCCAGCAAGCUGUCAAUGAACAACGACAUCCUCAUUCCCGCAUUCGCGUACUGGCAGUCCAAAUCCGACUAUACAACCGGAGAUGCCCACGGACCAACCUGGGGCAAGAAAAUCACUGGGGUGAUAUGGCGGGGUAUUUCAUCAGGCGGUGGCAAUACACCUGAGAAUUGGACGCGCUUCCACCGCCACCGCUUCGUCCAGCUCAUGAACGCAACGGUAGUCCGCUCUUUCUCCCCGCCACGAACUUUCCAUCCGCCAUCGUACCGAUCGCACGUACACACGCCUCAGAAUGAUUUUGAACUUGCUCGAUGGGUUGAAACAAUCACCGAAGUAGCAUUCACGAAACUGCAAUGCACCAUCGGCAGCCAGAAUACGCAGGGUGAAGAGUGUGCACACGUGACACCGUACUACAAGACCGAAGGGAAAAUACCCAUGAAGAAACAAUUCUUCGCCAAAUACCUCCCAGAUAUCGACGGCAAUGGCUUCUCGGGUCGCUACCUCGCCUUCCUCCGUUCCACUUCUGUGCCCAUCAAAGCGACGCUUUUCUCCGAGUGGCACGAUUCGCGUCUUGUACCCUGGUACCACUUCGUCCCGAUGCAGAACUCGUUCGUGGAUCUCUACGGUAUAUUGGAGUACUUCGUGGGGUGGAUGAGCAAAGACGACCCGAGAGAAGACGGUGAAGUCCUUUUCAUGGAGGGUGGACAUGAUGAGCAAGCGAGGAAGAUCGCGAUGCAGGGCAAGGAGUGGGCGGAGAAGGUAUUGCGGAGGGAGGAUAUGCUGGUGUACCUGCUUCGACUGCUGUUGGAGUACAGACGGGUCUGCGAGGAUGACCGCGAGGUCAUGGGCUGGGUGGACGAUCUGCUCGGGAAAGGCUAGGUCACGUAGCUCGCAGCGGUCUUGCCAGUACGCUCUAAGUGUACCUCAAUGCGAGAAGUAACUCCUUUGAGAAAGGAAAUAGAAAAUUCCCUGAAAGUAACAGGUCGACGCUGGAUCGAGAUCCUAUCCUUCUCACUAGCCUCCAAGGUCACACCCCACCCGCGUCCUCCUCAUCGCCCACGACCCCAUCUCCUCUUGCA
Messenger RNA from Paraphaeosphaeria sporulosa, 2102 nucleotides. RefSeq lists its product as uncharacterized. The transcript is spliced from 2 exons. The coding region runs from base 1 to 1902 and encodes 633 amino acids. NCBI's taxonomy places the organism in Eukaryota, Fungi, Ascomycota, Dothideomycetes, Pleosporales, Didymosphaeriaceae. The record is from RefSeq and is a predicted model, not a curated record.